Messenger RNA from Dictyostelium discoideum AX4, 1620 nucleotides. Its product is annotated as protein phosphatase 2C. NCBI's taxonomy places the organism in Eukaryota, Evosea, Eumycetozoa, Dictyosteliales, Dictyosteliaceae. Gene Ontology annotation, molecular function: metal ion binding; protein serine/threonine phosphatase activity; cation binding. The record is from RefSeq and is a predicted model, not a curated record. Bases 1 to 1620 code for a protein of 539 amino acids. The transcript is spliced from 4 exons.
AUGGAUACUGCAGUUGCAAAUGAUAGUGGUUAUGAAAUAUCAUGGAUAUCAGAUAACUACUUAAAAUUUAUUAUUAAAAAGAGUCCUGUUAAAAAAACAACAACAACAACAACCACAACCACAACAUCAUCCUCUUCACCAUCUUCGUCUACAACUACAACACCAACAAAAUCAACAUCACCACCUAAAAACAAAAGAGAAAGAUUACAACUUGAUAAUGUUGAUGAAGACGAUAGUAAUUAUAAAUUACCAAGUCUUGAUGAAUUUAAAACAACAAACACCAACAAUGAAAAUAGUAACAAAAAUACAGUCAUGGACUCAAAUAAUAAUAACAAUAGUAAUGAAAAUAUUGAUACAUUAUUAAAUGUACCAGAAUUAACACUUAAAGAUUUUAAUAAUAAAAAACAAAAAAAACAACAAAAACAUCAAAAACAUAAAAAACAACAAAAACAUCCAAAAGAUGUAGUUUUCAAAGAUUUGGAAGAUUCCAAUAUUUUAAAUGAUAAUCCUAACAAUAUAGAGAAACAACCAAUGGACAUUCAAUCAAUGUCUAAAUUUGUUCUUAAUCCACCACCACUGGAUUCACCAACCCCUACAACCACAACCCCAACCCCUACAACCACUACAACUACAACAACAACAACUAGUACCAACAAUAAUAAAGAUGAGGAAAAAGACGUGAAAUUAGAAGAAAAUGAAAAAGAAGAGGAAAAACAUAGUAAAGAAGAGGAACAACAACAACAACAAAAAGAAGAAGAAGAAAUUUUAGAUUUAAAUUAUAGUGGUAAUACAGUACUUGGUACAAGAGAUGAAAAUCAAGAUACUUUUUUUCAAAAAAAUUUUAAAUCUGAAGGGAUAAGGGUAAUAGGUGUAUUUGAUGGCCAUGGUGAUGAGGGUAUGGAUGCAUCUGCUACAACCAGAGAUAUUAUAUCAAAAAUUGUAGAAAAAGAAAUUGUAAAUAGUAAUGAUAAUAAAAAAUCUGAUGAUUUUUAUGAUAAAUGUAUAACGAGUUCAUUUUUAGAAGCAAAUGAAGCAUUGCUUGAAAAAGGUAAAAUUACUGGUGAUUGGGGUACAACCGCAACAUUGGCAAUAAUUAAGGAUAACCAUAUUCGUGUUGGUUGGGUAGGUGAUUCAAUGGCAGUUUUAUUUAAACAAUCUGCAAAUGGUAAAGAUUAUACUCCAAUUCAACUAUCAAAUGAUCAUAAACCUGAAAAUCCACUCGAAAAAAAAAGAAUAAUUACAACUGGUGGUAGAGUAGUUUUUAGAUGUGGAUGUUAUAGAGUUAUACCAAAUAAAAAUGAUUAUAGUAAUGAUGACAUUAUGAAACAAAGAUUAGCAUUAAAUAUGAGUAGAGCAUUAGGUCAUGUAGUUUUAAGUAAAUAUGGAGUUAGUAGUACACCAGAAUUUCAAAGUGAAUCAUUGAACCCCGGUGAUUAUGUCAUUGUCGCUUCUGAUGGUCUUUGGAAUGUUUUGGAUUUCAAAGCAUGCUGCAAGUAUAUUAAGAAAUCAACUUCUGUAAAAGAAUUAACAGAUUUAUUGUUAAGCGUUGUUGAAAGUAAGUGCCAAAGUUUUAAAAUACCAUGCGAUAAUGUGACAAUUUGUUGUUACAAGCACUCCUAA